Cheilinus undulatus (humphead wrasse) is the source of this 7896-nucleotide messenger RNA. It is a transcript of the gene mid2, whose product is annotated as midline 2. The coding region runs from base 286 to 2607 and encodes 773 amino acids. Lineage: Eukaryota; Metazoa; Chordata; Actinopteri; Labriformes; Labridae. The transcript has 11 exons. Gene Ontology annotation, molecular function: zinc ion binding; protein binding. The record is from RefSeq and is a predicted model, not a curated record.
CCAGCGGAGCAGUGCAGCCAGCUGACUGACACUGAACGCACCAGGCUGUGUGUGUAUUUCUUCUUUCUUUCUUUUUUUUUUUUUUUUGCCGCGCUGCGCCGUUUGGAUCACACUUAAGGGGGACACGGAAUCAUCAAUAGCACCAGCUCUCCUCCUGCGUUUCUUCCAACUUCAUUACGGGCUACUUUUCAAGAUGACAGAAGAAAAGAGUGUUCGGCAUGUAAAGCUGGUAAUCGGCCAGCUUCUGUGGGAUUUGAUGUCACCUUUAGAUUGGUUUAAUUGAAGAUGGAAACACUGGAGUCUGAGCUGACCUGCCCGAUCUGCCUGGAGUUGUUUGAAGACCCACUUCUCUUGCCCUGUGCUCACAGCCUGUGCUUCAACUGUGCCCACCGCAUUCUCGUGUCCCACUGCUCCACCAGCAAGCCCCUUGAGUCCAUUUCGGCCUUUCAGUGCCCCACCUGUCGUUACGUCAUCACGCUGAAUCACCGCGGCCUGGAGGGCCUAAAGCGCAAUGUGACGCUGCAGAACAUCAUUGACCGCUUUCAAAAGGCCUCCCUCAGCGGCCCCAAUUCCCCCACUGAGAGCCGCCGCCUGCAGCCGCAGCGGCCCUACACCGCCACCAUUAGCGGAACAAUAGCUGGAACAAUUGGUGGCGGCAGCGGUGGUGGUGGAGGUGGAAGCAGCGCCCGCGGCAGCCCGGCCUCUUCCAGCCACUCCCACUCGCAUGCCAACCACACCAAUCACGCCAAUCACGCCAACCACACCAACGCCAACCACAGCCCGGCUGUUGUUGCUAAAAUGGAUCCACGUAUAAGCUGCCAGUUCUGCGAGCAGGAUCCGCCACGUGAAGCUGUGAAGACUUGUGUCACGUGCGAGGUGUCGUACUGUGACAGAUGCCUGCGCGCGACACACCCCAACAAGAAGCCGUUCACAAGCCACCGCCUGGUCGAGCCGGUGCCAGAUACUCACAUCCGUGGUCUGACCUGCCUGGAGCAUGAGAACGAGAAGGUCAACAUGUACUGCCUGGUGGAUGACCAGCUCAUCUGUGCUCUCUGCAAGCUGGUGGGGCGCCACCGAGAGCACCAGGUGUCCUCGCUCACUGAACGCUUCGAUAAGCUCAAGGCUUAUCAGGUGAGCCCGGGCAGAGUGUCAGAUGCGGUAAUGGAGGCUUCAAAGACAAGCGCUGCGCAAACCUUGGAGAACAACUUGACCAACCUGGUGAAGCGGAACAGUGAACUGGAGAACCAAAUGGCCAAGCUGAUCCAGAUCUGUCAGCAAGUUGAGGUGAACACAGCCAUGCAUGAAGCCAAGCUGGUGGAGGAGUGUGACGAGCUUGUGGAGAUCAUCCGUCAGAGAAAACAGGUCAUCGCUGUUAAGAUCAAAGAAUCUAAGGUGAUGAAACUACGCAAGUUGGCUCAGCAGAUCGCAAACUGUCGCCAGUGUCUGGAGCGAUCCAGCGCACUCAUCACACAGGCUGAACAGAGCCUGAAGGAGAACGACCACGCCCGCUUCCUCCAGACUGCCAGAAAUGUAGCAGAGAGAGUUGCCAUGGCGACAGCCUCCUCCCAGGUACUCAUCCCUGACGUCAACCUGAAUGAGGCAUUUGACAACUUUGCCCUGGACUUUUCCCGUGAGAAGAAAAUUCUGGAGGGCCUAGAUUACCUAACAGCUCCAAACCCUCCAUCCAUUAGAGACGAGCUGUGCACCGCCUCCCACGACACCAUUACUGUCCACUGGACGUCUGAGGAUGAGUUCAGUGUCACUUCCUACGAGCUGCAGUACACCAUCUACACCGGCCAGACUAACUUUAUCAGUUUGUACAACUCAGCUGACAGCUGGAUGAUCGUACCAAACAUUAAGCAAAACCACUACACAGUGCACGGCCUGCAGAGUGGCACCCGUUACAUCUUCUUUGUCAAGGCGAUCAACCAGGCAGGGAGCCGCAACAGCGAGCCAGCCCGCCUCAAAACCAACAGUCAACCCUUCAAGUUGGACCCAAAGACAGCCCACAAGAAGCUGCGUCUGUCCAAUGACUGUCUGACCAUGGAGAAAGAUGAGAGCUCGCUGAAGAAGAGCCACACCCCGGAGCGUUUCAGUGGCACGGGCUCCUACGGCGCUGCGGGGAAUGUCUUCAUUGACAGUGGGUGCCAUUACUGGGAGGUGCUACUAGGAGCAUCUACAUGGUAUGCCAUCGGCGUGGCUUACAAAUCAGCCCCCAAAAACGAAUGGAGCGGCAAGAACUCAUCCUCAUGGGUAUUCUCACGCUGUAACAACAACUUCAUGGUACGCCAUGACGGCAAGGAGAUGCUGGUGGAGGCGAGCCUGCAGCUGAGGCGGCUGGGUGUCCUGCUGGACUAUGACAACAACUCGCUGUCCUUCCACGACGCGAUGAACUCCCAGCAUAUCCACACCUUUGAAAUCUCCUUCCUCCUGCCCGUUGUACCUACUUUCAUGAUCUGGAACAAGUCGGUCAUGAUUCUCACAGGGCUACCUGUGCCCGACUUUGUUGACGGCGUGGCCACAGAUCUUCAAGAGCAGCAGCAGCAGCAGAUGGGCCUGUGUCGACAAGACUCGCCAUACUUGACGGGGAUGAAGACCUGCCACUGAGGAAGGUCCAGAUAAUAGCAGAAAGGAGUCCAAUCAGACCCUGAAGACUGAAAGACAUGGACAGUGUGACCAAGUUCUGCUCUCUGCUCUGCAUUAAGAGUGGACCAGUUUCUUUCUUACGGAUUUAGACAGUGUUGGAGAUAUGCACACCAGUCUUGAAAAAUGUCAGUCCUUUUAGUUUGUAGCAUCCAAUGCUUUACAACUUCACUAGUAAAUGGGACAGAGGGCUCUUGACUGUAAAUGUCAGCAAACCUGAAACUCAUAUGAUGCUCUGGAGUCACUUAGGGCAGGGCUGGUUUUAUUUACCAUUCUAGGUCUUCCAUUUUGAUGUAGUUAUGUUUUAAUUUGACCCUUUGGGUGAAAGUCCAAUGGCAAUGUUGUUGUCGAUUUUCAGUUUGAAGCUACAACAUUUGAACAGUGAGAUAAAGUGAUAUCUGAUCAGUGAAAUAUGAAAAGUCAAAGCAAGUUACAGUCGCAGCAAAAAGUAUUGUGAUAAAUCCAAAGACGACUGACAUUUAUAACCAUCUCUCACUAAUGUUAUGCUUUCUGUAACCUUAAAAAUGUCUCUGUCAGUCUGGCCUUGCAUAGCACAAAAUCAAAGGUUUCCUUUUAGUCUGUAACCUUCAGAACUUAAAAGUUAUUUUAAGGUGGAUCACUUUCCAAGUUUUAUUACAGCCAAACUAGCUGUCUCUUCUUCUUCACAUGCUCCACUCUUCAUUGAUGUAAACAUCAGGCUAACUACAGAUACAUCCAAAACAGAUUUAGUCUUGUUGUUCAAACCAUCAUUUUGCUAAAGCAAACACAUGCUAGCUGUAGGCACAUCACAACAGGACAAAUUAAAAAUCAUCCUUUGUCACUGUUCAUAUGUUGUAGCCUCAGCAGCUCUUUGUUGCUUAAGUCUUAUUAAUGAUCUUUGUCGUAGAUUUGACGCAGCAGUCCUGUUCAUUCUGGCGGGUCCUAGCUACAAGUUUCAGGAACUGCUAAUGUUGCUUGCAGAUAAUUACAAGACCAGAGCAUCAUGUGACCUCUAGACAUGUAUGAUUAGAGAUUUAUUGGAAAUGAAUAAAUCUCUAAGAAAGAUAGAAAUGUGUUAUUUAUGAAAAAUGUUUUACUUGUAGUAAUAAUCUCAAUAUAUUGACGAUGCACUUUUAAUAACUACUAUUUCCCCCCAGUGAGUAAGGACCUGUGUCCAUAGAUGGCGUUUUUAGAACUGGCAGUGCCCUUACCUACGUUUCAGAGCACUUCUCAGCAGAGUUUAUUUUUGCUAUGUUACAAAAGUUCACUGCUGCUUACCUUGGCGGUAUCCUUAGGUCUUUUUGAAAUGCUUAAUACUACAAUACUUAAUAUCUUCCUUAAUUCAAGAAAAUGUUGCCAAGAAAACAAAAGGAUUUACAGCAACUAUGAUAUAAAUUAUAUCAGGUUCGUUUCUCAUCCACUGAUAUUGUUGAAAAAGCUGAUCUCAGAUGUCCCACCCCUUCUUGAUUUUGACUGGUAAGUGCAACAGUGUACUCCAUUUUAUUUUGUAAAUGUGUUAAAUUGAUUUUUUUUUAAAUGCAGUAAAACAGAAUCAAAAUGUUAUUUUAAUAUCAUUCUUAUUCUAGCACAUUUAUGUGCUGAUGAGUGCAAAAUUAAACAUUUUAUCCUCUUAUAUCAGCACUCAAAUAUUCCUCAGAGAACUCUGGACACUGAAAAAGCUGGACGUUAUAGUUUUUGUCUUAGAAAGACCACUGCUAGGGUAAAAACUCCAUUUUUGACACAAGCUCUGAGAUAGUGAGGGUCUGUGCUCACUAACACUGUUAUUUAGCUGGCAGGUUAUUGUAGUGGGAGCCUUUUUUUUUUUUUUUUUUUUUUAGCAUUUUCUACUCCCCCUGACAUCAGCUGAUUUCUGUUGCUCUGCUCCCAUCCCCCUGGGUGAAAAGUGCAGUUCAAUGUCACUUUUCCCUAGCUGGCCAAUCAAAAUAAAGAAGGGGUGGGGCUUCUGAUAUUAUCUCUGUCAACAAUAGUGGCAAAGAAAAAACUAAUCUUACUAGUCUUUUUGAUGCAAUACUCCAGGUCCAGAGCUCAUGCUAAUGUGAGGACAGUUCCCUUACAUUGUUUUAAUGUGUUCUUGGUGAUUUUUUUUAAUUGCAAAACUGAAGAAUUUAGAGCAUUUAAACAGACCAUACAGUUGCUACCAAGAGAUGUUGAAGUUUCUUACUUUGAAACUAUAAACCUUGGUGAGAAGUGCUCUCCAACUGUGGUUACCAGUGCAAAGAAGUCAUUAGUGGGCACAGGCCAUUAUAGAGAUGGCCAUAAUAUUAAAAUCUCCAUUUCCAUUUCUUUCAACUUAUAUUAAGAACAUGAAUUAUGGUCAUGAAGCCAUGGAUGCUGAUUACUGACCAUUGAAAAUGUAUUGCAAUAAACACUGUUAAAAACUUUUUUUUUCCAUUUAUUUUGGAAACUCUUCACUAAAAGCACUUUGUAAUAAAAAAGAAGCCCCUGCUGUAAAGUUAAAUAUAUAUAUUCACUGUGCUUUGGACACAAUUAGUGACUUUCUCUCCCUGCUGCCCUUUUUCAUAGCAUAUAGUAAUUUUAUCUUGUUUAGUAAAGGGAUAUGAUGUUAUGCGACUUUUAUGAUGAUCAACUAAAGAUAAAGUAAUAGCUGUUUAUUGAGAAAAAAGCUCACUCUGUUGUCGACAAUUCAGGGAAGGAGGGAGCUAAUACUUUAACUUGCUGUCUGUUACAAUGUCAUGGCAUGAUUGUGUUUUUCUCCGUGAUUUGUUAACACAUGCACACAAACAUGCACAUGCACACACAUAGACACAUUGUCAUGUUUUGUUUAGGCUGGCCUUGUGGUGAUUAAUGCAUGAAACAUUAUAGGACCCCGCCCUGGUCAAUAGAUGAUUUAAAUAGCUCUCCAUAUCAAGUAUUUCAUCACAUACAUUUACAUUGUUUAACAGCAAAGUUGACCUCUAAUUCUGUCACUUUCAAAAAGCUGCCAGAUAACCCAGUUCAUGGUUUGUUUUGUUUUGUUUGUAGUUGGUGGCAUUUCCUCUGGUUUGAUAUUCAGGUAGCAGUUCUGGUUCAGACAAUCAAAUAUGUGUCACUGAUGUUCAAAGAUGCGUGUAGCGUGAAAGGGUUCAUAAAAGGCAGAUAUUGUACAUACUCUUUUGUUCAUGAAAAAUUCCCACCCUUUUACCAUUUCUUUACACCAUCAUGGAAUGUGCUGAAAGUCCAUGUAAAGCGAAAAAGAUACUGGUCUCUAAACACAUUAGUCGUAAACGUGAUGCCAUAAGAAUGACAUGUUUCAAUGGAUCAAUGAUGUGGACUGGUGGAAAGUUUUUUCUCACUUUAGGUUCAGAGCCAAACUGGGGGCUUGCUGAUGCACUGAAGGAUUAUGGGUAUAUUCCCAGCCCCUUUUUAACAGACAUGCCCACACAACCCAAUAGCACAGAUUGAUUUUUAUUGUUGUUGUUUUGAAACUUAAAGGUCCCGUGAGAAACUAUUGGUGUGUCGUUUGGAGACCCCUGUGGACCAAAAGGUACACCUUAUCAUUUUACUAAUUGUAUUUUUGACAAAGGAAUUCCAUUCAGCUUUCUUUCGGCAGUCAAAUGUAUCAUUAAUUGAGCAUUUUUGCAUGGAAAAGUUGAAGAACGUGCUAUUUUACUCUUGUUUGUUGUUAAUGGGUUCCUCUGACACCUACACUGCAGCAGCAGACAUCAAUGACAAAGAAAAACUAAAACCUUUUAAACCUUUCAUAGCCAGCUCAAAGUCUAACACAAGCUUUUUCUUCAGAUAUAUGGUUUUUGUUUUUCUUUACUGAAAUUUGGCCUUGCUAAGAGCCUGUGUCCACAGCUGCUACUUUUGCACUGUAACAUUCACAACCUCAGUUUCAGACCACUUCACACCAGCUCUUAUUGUUGCUGAAGUUGAUUUCUGAUAUCUUUGGCAGUAUCCUUGGGUCAUUUUUAAACAGCUCUGUGAGCUUAAUAUUUUCUUCUGUUCAAGAAAACAUCACCAAUAAAACAUCAAACCAAUGUAAAAGAAUUAAAAAAAAAAUGUUAAGAUGAGUCAGAUUAAUUUCUUCUAGACCAUUGUUGUUAACAAGGCUGAUAUCAGAAGUCCUACCCAUUCUUCAUUUUGAUUGGUGAAGCUUUUCUUUAAAAUUGAUCUCUUUUUUUAGUACUGCAACAAAAACACACAUUGGCUUUGUAUAAAGAAUUAUGGCUGUGGACACACACUCUGAUAACACAGUUUUCUGUUACAUAAAAAAAACUUAAAAUGCAAUUUUUUAAAAAUUUGUUUUACGUGGGCCUUCGUGUUAAAUGUCAUGUGAUUUUACAGGCUUUGAUUUGCCUCACUUAGAAAAUACACUCAUACUUGACCAGAUCACAUUGAGUUCAGUCUUUUGCUAGACUUUACUGUUACAGGGUGAAAGCAGAGAUUCAGAGAUGAAAAAUUCUUGAGCUUCUGAAAAUGUUUGAAAACCUUCCUUAGCAUGGCCUCCCAGUCUGUUUGAUGGCACUGGUUUCUGGAACGCUAUACAUAUAACAGAAAUACCCUGCUAGUCUGCUGUAACACAGAAAGAGGAGGUAUUUUUACCUGACUUAGAUAUCUACCCAUCUUGCUGAAUAAUGUCGGUCACAGACUCAAAGCCAUGUGUGUUGAUUCGUGAUCCAGGCUGACAAGCUCAACCCAUCUGUGCAAGUGUGCUUGGCUGGGUCACUGCAUGAUUAUGUGACCUUGCUGCAGGUUCAUAACUCUUCUUAUCUUCAAGAUGGGGCUUCUUAUCUUGUGUCAAUACAUAUUCUCCUUUUCUUUUCUUUUUUUCACGUAGAAAAAAAUAACCAUGACAAGAACACUCAGACAGAAAAUGUUCAUUGCCAUGCAUAUCAGAUAGUUUGCAGUGCUCUUUCUUUGUGUCACCAGUCAAUACAGGUAAAUAUAUACAGUACAGUGAAUGAUUUUCAGUAGCUUCCCACUCCUUGUAGUGCAGUGUAAUACCCUAGAGAAAAUGCAGUAGAUUCUUUGUUUUUGCUUUUUCUGUUUGUGUAACCUGGGAAAUAUUUUUUACAUCUCAAGAGAAAAAUUCUCCUCUCCUUUUGGCUUUUGGACCUUGAUAAACAGCACAAAAAGAGCAGCGUUGCGUUCAUGCAAGGCUUUCUGUAUCCAUAGAUAUGAAAACUACUUUUAGCCAGAGAGGAAUGUAAAUCAUAUGGGGAAAUAUAUAUUAUAUAAAGUUGUAUAAUAUACAAAAUAUAUAUGAACCAAUGUUAUUUAUGUGAAUUUAAGUCCAAUUAAAAGUCUGAU